AUGACAACUGAGUAUCUAAAGAGAGUUCAAUCAGCAGAUGUCUGGGAUAUAGGAAAUCCUAUUUAUCAAUAUCAACACUGUAAAGCAUGGAUGUGGUUUGGAGAAAUUAAAAGGCUUGCUAAAUCCAAACAGUCGCCUCAACCAAAGUUUUUAUUAUGUUGUAUGGAAGGAAAGAUCGAGCUUCCUCUACUUUCUGUGCCUCCUGAUGAGCUCAUUCAGCUUUAUACUGGAGGAGAUCAAAGAACUUGGGGUCAAAACUACUAUAGCAUUGGUAGCUUACUUCCUCCUGAUAGUUUGCGACCAACAUUUGUCCAACUAUAUAUCUAUGAAACAGAAAAUGAGAUUGAUAAUCGAAUAGGCACACUUCGUUCCAAUGAAGCUAUAAAUGAGCGGGAUAGGAAAAUUGUGACAAUAUUAAGAAACAUGCUAGACAAAUAUAAUAGUUUGAAAAAGAGUUUUUGCUAUGCAAGAGAUAGAUAUGUAGGAUAUCCUAGCUAUUUUAUCACCAUGACCUGUAACCCUGAAUGGGAUGAGAUAAAAAGAGAAGUGACUCCCAUUGGAUUGAAGGCAGAAGACCGUCCUGAUAUAUUAUGUCGAGUUUUCAAGAUCAAGUUUGAUGGUUUGAUUGAUGACCUAAAAGAGGAAAAAAUUUUUGGCAAAAUUUUGGGAUACGUUUGCACUGUAGAGUUUCAAAAGAAAGGGAUUUCGCAUGCACAUAUCCUUUUAUUCAUGAGUAACGAGUUCAAGCCACAAACACCAGAUGACAUAGACAAACAUAUAACAGCUGAGAUUCCUGAUGAAAAUAAAAGACCAAAUCUACAUGGAGCUUUUCAAAAUUACAUGGUACAUGGUCCAUGUGGUCCGUACAAUAAGAAUUCACCUUGCAUGAAGAAUGGAUCCUGUUCAAAGUUCUAUGCUAAAGAGUUUAGACAGCGAACACUCAUUGAUGAGGCCAGAUUUUUCAAAUAUAGGCGUACUGAUAAUGGUCGAACAAUGAAGAAAAUGGAAUGUGUACUAGACAAUAAGUUCAUUGUUUCGUAUAAUCCAGAAUUGUUGCUCAAGUUCGGGUGCCACAUAAAUGUGGAAUACACAUGCCAAACAAGUUCUAUUAAGUAUCUGUUUAAUUAUGUACACAAGGGUAAUAACCGCGUCACAGCUACUCUAUACAAUGCUGGUGAUCCGUACAUUUCGGCAUGUGAGGCAAUCUGGUGUCUAUUUGGAUACGAAAUCCAAAAGAAAGAACCAUUUGUGAUUAGACUUCCAUUCCAUUUGGAGGAUGAGCAACUUGUGGUUUAUGGUGAAACUUCUAAUGUGAAUGAUAUCGUCGAAAAAGCAAUAUCUCAUAAGUCCAUAUUUUUGGGAUGGAUCACAGCGAACAUGUCAUAUCCCUGUGCUCGAAGUCUGACUUAUGCUGAGUUUCCAACCAAGUUUGUUUGGAAGGACGAUUCUUCAAAGUGGUUUUCUCGAAAGAAAGGCUUCGCAAUUGGAAGGUUGACUUAUGUACCUGCAGAGUUAACAAUGUCAGAUGAUGAGAUUAAGCAGUUGUGCUUAGUGGAUAUAGACAAGAUCUUACAUUCCUAUGGUAAAAUCUUGAAAGACUAUCCUCCUAUGCCUUUAGCAACUAAAGUUGAUAGUUCUUUGUUAACCGAAAGGGUUAUUAGGGAAGAGCUAAACUUUAACAGGGAUGAUUUAAAGAAAAAUGCCUCAGACAUGUUAGCCAAUGCAACACCUGAGCAGAGAUAUGCAUUCGAUAAAAUUGUUACAGCUGUGUAUUGUGAUGAAGGGGUUUUUUUCUUUGUAUAUGGUCAUGGGGGUACUGAAAAAACAUUUCUUUGGAACCUUAUGUCUGCUGAGAUUCGCUCAAGGGAUGAUAUAGUGUUAAACGUUGCUUCGAGUAGUAUUGCAUCUUUACUUCUUCCCAAUGGAAGAACGGCAUACUCAAGGUUCAAAAUACCGCUGAAUAUAACUGAGGAUUCUGUAUGUAACAUCAAACCUGGUUCCCCUCAAGCAAUGUUGCUAUUGAAAGCCAAACUUAUAAUUUGGGAUGAGGCUCCAAUGGUUAGUAGGUACUAUUAUGAAGCACCUGAUAAAUGUUUGGGUGAUAUAAUGAGGUGUUCUCUAACAUAUAGCAAAGAUUUGUCCUUUGGAGGAAAAGUGAUUGUGCUCAAACUAACAAAAAACAUGAGACUCUCUGUAGGGACGACUGCUUCAGAUCAAGAUGAGACAGAGCAAUUUGGUGAGUGGUUAUUGAAAGUUGGUGAUGGUCUAAUAGGUGACAAUAUGGAUGGUGAAUCUGAGAUAUGUCUUUCAGGAGAUAUUGUUAUUCCUUCUUUGGACCAGUCAUUUGAUGAGAAUAUGGAGAGUCAACUAGAUCUCUAUGGUCCUGAAUUACUGAAUAGCAUAAAUUGCACUGGUUUGCCUCCACAUAAAUUUAUACUCAAAGUUGAUGUUCUGGUGAUGUUACUAAGAAAUAUUGACCAAUCCAGUGGUCUUUAUAAUGGUACAAGGAUACAAGUUAGGAAGCUUGAAAAUUAUGUCAUAGAAUGUGAAGUCUUAACAGGUAACAAUGUUGGUCAUAUUGCUUUGAUUCCAAGAAUGAAUAUGGUACCAACAAAUAAAACCGUCCCAGUUAGAUUCCAACGAAGACAGUUUUCCAUAAUAGUAUCGUUUGCCAUGACAAUUAAUAAGUCUCAGGGACAAAUUUUAUCUCAUGUUGGAUUGUACUUGCCCAAACCAGUUUUUACACAUGGCCAACUAUAUGGCACUUUCAAGAAUUAA
Arachis stenosperma is the source of this 2778-nucleotide messenger RNA. RefSeq lists its product as uncharacterized. Gene Ontology annotation, molecular function: DNA helicase activity. Bases 1 to 2778 code for a protein of 925 amino acids. The record is from RefSeq and is a predicted model, not a curated record. Gene Ontology annotation, biological process: DNA repair; telomere maintenance. NCBI's taxonomy places the organism in Eukaryota, Viridiplantae, Streptophyta, Magnoliopsida, Fabales, Fabaceae. The transcript is spliced from 9 exons.